AUGGCGAAUCUGGCCCUGGAUUAUUUGGCAGAUAGGGAGGCACAGUUAACCUGGCUGUUGUGCCUAAUGACUCUCGACCGGAUGAUCGCCCUAUCCGCGCAUAGCAGGUGCUGUGAAAAACUCAGUUUCCUCCAUCCGAACAAACUCCCACUUGCUUGUCCUAGUCAUCAUCCUGUAAGCAAAGAUGUUGAACAGAGGGUGCGCAGCCUCUCCUGGACCAACUAUGAGCGCAGAUCAGAGGCAGCUAUUCAAAGGCUUAGCUCAAUGCAUGAAGGUGUGGUAAGGGCGGGGCGGAUUCUGCAACGCAAGAAUUUAGAGGAGCCUUUUGACUUUUCCGAGUCGGAAUCGGAGCCAGAGUUUGAUGCAUGGACAGAUGACGAACCACACAGGGACCGUGUUAGGGGCAUCGAAAAGGAUAAGAGAGGCAUGAUGGACCAGCGUGGUAAACCAAAAGCUCCCGACUUUUGGUCAGGACACGAUCCUCAAGUGCUAUCCCUUAGUGCUAUGCUUGUUCGCGAAUACUAUGCAGGACAGCCAGAAGAUGGAAACCUUACUACGCCACGGCAAAGAGAUGGUGAUUCAUGGCUAAAGGACUGCGAAGAAGCUGCGUUGAAGGCUUGCAGGGGAGUAAUGAACAUGCACCGGAAGAAAGAAGUUGACAUUCAAAAACUUUCUAUGGUCAGCAUGUUCUGCAUCAUGCACAAUCUGACUAUCAUAGUGAGAGAUGAUGCAUCCAACUUUGCCUGCAAGUUCGCCAAAACCUUUCAACCGAUCAUGAGGAAGUAUGCUGUUAGAUGGCCUUUUGCCCUCGAAUUGUUUAAAAUGAGUAAGAAUAUCAGCGAGAGGAACUUUUUCAACUAUCCGGAGGCUCAGGAGGGGCCCCGUGUACCUUAUGCUAUCGAAAGGAACCCGAAUCCUGUCAUCAGAGGACCUUUUCUUGUUGUGGCUGCAUUUUUGAUGGAAUGGGUCCGAUUUAUUCGUGAGACAGCAUGGAAGAAUGCUGGUUUUGGUUCGCUCCGGAAGAUCCGAACAAUCAUUGAAAAUGUCGAACCAAGAUAUGAUCCAACAGUCUACCCACUCGCCCUCUCGGCAGGUGAAGCAAAGGAACGCGGUGAACGAGUCCAAUUGUCUUCUUUACAACAGUACAACACUUCUCCAGCUUUUGAUACUUCUCGCUUCUACUCAGCGGCAGAUUAUCGAGAUUUGUACCUAUCUGGGGAGGUAACGCCUGUUGAUGUUGUACGAGCAAUCCUCCCUUUGAUCCAACUCGAUGGUCCCCAGCGUGGAAAACAUGCUCAUGCAUGGAGGGAGAUCAGAAUUGAUCAGAUCAUGAGAGCUGCUGAGGCUUCGACGGAGAGGUACAAGAACAAACAGCCAUUGGGUUCUCUAGACGGUGUUCCUUCAGCUAUCAAAGACGAUUAUGAUUUAGAUGGAUAUUCUACAAGUCUUGGAUCAAUGAAAGAAUAUGCCGAGAUACCUGCUGAAGGAGAGUCAUCGACGAGUUGGAUCGUGCGGAAGCUUGAAGAAGCAGGUGUUGUUAUUCUUGGAAAGCUUGCUAUGCAUGAGUUUGGUUUGGAUACAACCGGAAAUAACCCCAAUCAUGGAACGCCACCUAAUCCAUUCAACCCACGCUACUAUACUGGUGGAAGCUCGUCCGGUCCCGCUUACGCCGUCAGCUCUGGACUCGUGCCUCUUGCAUUGGGCAGUGAUGGCGGUGGAAGUAUUCGAAUUCCUGGUUCAUUCUGUUCCGUCUUUGGUCUGAAGCCCACGCAUGCUCGGCUUACUUCCUGGCCUGGUGCCAAUCACUCACCCACGUGUGCGGUUCAAGGACCUCUCGCUGUGGAUAUGCAAUCUUUGGUCGCUGCAUACGAAGCAAUUGCCGAGCCGCAUCCGUCAACUCAAUUCCCGCCUCUAGCUCUUCAGCCAUCACCGCCUGUCACGAAAGUCUUAGGUAUCUUUGACGCAUGGAUUUCUCGUGCCGCACCCGGAGUCCAGUCUUUGGUUCGCGGUCUUGUCGAAUCAUUGGCAGCCAAACACGGAUAUACUCUCGUUCCGAUUGAUAUUCCCUUCCCUGCUGAGGGUCAGAUGGCGCAUGCACUUACUGUUCUCACCGACGCCUCGACCUUGCUUUUCGACACCAGUGGUAUUACCCCGGCUAACAAGAUUCUUCUUGCUCUCGGUCGUACCACUCCGUCCACCGACUAUUUGCUAGCUCAGAAGCUACGAGGAAUGUUGAUGCAGCACCUCGCUCACCUCUGGAAGACAUACCCAGGCAUGAUGAUCAUAACCCCUACGACUGCCUGCGCCGGUUCGCCCAUCCGCGGCGGAAAGUCCGAGUUGUCCUACGGUGUAAACGACGGAAACUACACCCUCCAGAGUAUGGAAUACGUCUGGCUCGCCAAUUUCUGCGGCCUUCCUGCUAUCACUGUCCCAGCCGGCUAUGUUAUCCCUGAGGGUAGCAAGGACGCUGGCGAUGUCGCAGAUAGAGAUGUCGAAGGUAAGAUUCCAGUUGGACUCAUGGCGACAGGCGAAUGGUGCAGUGAGGAUGCAUUGCUGCAAUUCGGAUUCGACGCAGAGGCUGCUGGGCAGGAAAUUCGAUGCAAGCCUCCGAUUUGGGAGGAUGUGAUUUCGAGAGCUAGAGAUGAGGCGAGGGCGAAUAGAGAUGCAGUUCGUGAGUAG
Messenger RNA from Fusarium coffeatum, 2679 nucleotides. RefSeq lists its product as uncharacterized. The coding region runs from base 1 to 2679 and encodes 892 amino acids. The transcript has 7 exons. NCBI's taxonomy places the organism in Eukaryota, Fungi, Ascomycota, Sordariomycetes, Hypocreales, Nectriaceae. The record is from RefSeq and is a predicted model, not a curated record. Gene Ontology annotation, molecular function: catalytic activity.